Vitrella brassicaformis is the source of this 3261-nucleotide messenger RNA. Lineage: Eukaryota; Vitrellaceae. The record is from the annotation of a GenBank genome assembly.
GAACCGCCGUGCAGAUCUUCCGUGUUCACGGCUCGUCCUCUCUCUGUCUGUCGAAAUGCUGGCGCACCGCAUCAGCAAGAGACUCGCAGGAGUCAUCACUGCGACAGCAUCUCGCGCGCCCUCCCUCCCACGCAUAGCCCUUCCCCCACACCGGCUGCAGAGGGCCGCCCUGCAGACACAAUCACACACACAGACACAGACACAGACGGCCUCUCAUCUGCCCUUUCCCGUCGUCGACGAGCACGCUGCCAGUGGUGGUGGUGUGGGUGUCAGUAUCCACCUUGCGAGCGGCGAGUGCCUGGCUCUGCACCCCCAGUGGCUGCGGGAGCGGUGCCGGUGCGACAAGUGCACCGACCAGCCCAGCAGGCAGCCCGUGGUGGAUGUCUUUAUGCACAGUGGUGAUGGCACAGAUGGGACGACUGGUGUUGCCAACCAUCGCCAUCCUGUGGACAUCCAGGCUGUGGAUAUUGUGGGCGACGACGGGCGGGCGUUCGAUGUGCACUUCACCGAUGGCUGCAGGCAGGUAUCGACUUACUGUAAGCAAGAUGUGUGUGUGCGUGCGUGCGUCUUCAUUGAUUCAUUCGACGCGUUGCGUUGAAUGGAUGAUGGAGAUGGAGUUUCGUGUGUGUCUAUGUGUAUGUAUGUAGGUGUAUGAGGUGGACACCAUUCUGGAGGAGGUGGCGGACCCCAAGAACUUCGGCGUGCAGCUGGGCGCGUCAGUCAAACCGCUCCCCGAGCCAAAGCCAUGGCCGCCACACAACGCAUCACUCCAACAAUACUCUUGCAAAGUAAGCCAACAUUUGCGCCGCCCCAAUUCCCCCUGUGCCACCCAUGUCUGUCUGUCUAUCUGUCUGUCUGUGUGUGCUGUCCAUCCGUCAGGCGAUCAGCACAGAUGAGUCCGCAAUGGCCUCCGCAUUGCACGAUCUGCUGGAAUCGGGUGUGGUGCUGAUCAAGGACGUGCCGACGGUGGAGAACUACUCGCUGAAGCUGUUGAAGCUCAUCGGGACGGUGCGGCACACCAACUGGGGACCGACCUUCCAGGUGCACACGGGGGUGCCGGGGAUUGGCGAGGUGGACGAUGCCGGGCAGGCUGACACGGCUUACACUGAGAUGGUGAGGAUGUGUGUGGGUGGGUGUUCGUGUCAUGUGUGAGGGUGUGGUGUGUGUGAUGCAGGCGAUCCCGCCGCAUGUGGACAACCCCUAUCGCAACCCGAUGCCGCAGUACCAGAUACUGCACUGCCUCGUCAACCACUCCGAAGGCGGCGGGAACAUACUGGUCCGAUUAAUCGACCGCUCCCUCCUUCUCACGCCCAACACACCACAAGAACACGGUUGUGGGUGCCUGUCUGUCUGUCAGGUGGAUGCGAUAGCGGUGGCAGAGGAGAUCCGCCGCCAGAGCCCCCGUGCAUUCGACCUGCUGGCGUCGACCAUCGUGCGGUGGGAAUAUGGGGGCGGCCUCACGCCAUACAUCCACUUCUCGCCACACAUCACUCUCGACUACCGAGGGAGGGUAAGUGGAUGAGUGGACGAGUGGAGAGAAAACGCCUCUCUCGUUAUGUGUGUGGGUGUAGGUGAGCGGGAUUGUGUACUCGAACAAGUCGGGAGGUUAUGCGCCGCUGAUGGCGAGUGUGGAGACGCAGGAGGCCUUCUACGAGGCCAAGGCGAUGCUGGGGCGGCUGCUGAUGGACGACAGAUUCCACCUCAAACACAGACUGGAGCCGGGCGACAUGAUCAUCUUCUCUAACCUACGUACGCGUCGAUGGAAGGGUGGAUGGGUGGAUGAGUGUGUGUGGGGAUGGGUGGGGUCAGGUGUGCUGCACGCGCGAGAGACCAUUACAAAGUCGGGAGAAAGAUAUGUGCAGGUCAGCAAGCGUCGCGGUGCCCUCUCACAUGUGUGCAUGUGUCAAGUGUGUGCAUUGGUCUCUCUCUGUCUGUCUGUCUGUCUGUCUGUGUGUGUGUGUGUGUGUGUGUGGUAUCGUAUAGGGUUCUUACAUUGACAACGACAGCGUGACGUCGACCUACCUGGGGCUGGUCCAAGGCACCAAGAAGCUCGAUGCCUUACAAUGAUAGACACAGUGGCGGGUGGGUGGUGGGAGGCGUUUAGAUCGGUCGGGGGUUGGGGGUUGGGUCUUUUUGCUUACCUGCGUGCGUGCCUGCCUGCCCGCAAGAUUGGCAUCAGUCAGCAUUUGUUGAUGGAUCCUUCCGUCAGGGUGUGUUGUGUGUCUGCCUCAUCUCAUCUCAUCUCUCUCUCUAUAUUUGUGGUUGUGGUGUGGUGUGGUGUGGUGUGUGCCGGUGUGUGGGCUUGGUGUGGUCGGGUUCUGUGCCAUACGGAAACAGUGACUGGAUUUGACCACACUACACCACACAAUGCAGCCGAGCCGAGCAAUAGAGAUGUGAGGAAGGAAGCCAGAAACACACAACUGACUUGGCUGCCAUUCCGUGCUGCAGUGCUGUGUCGUGGUCCGCCUGUGGAUCUGGUGUGGAACGGUUGCUCACGAGAGUGUGGCCAUCUCUCGCCGAUGCAGCCGUCACACACCGCCGGCACACGACGGAACACGACACACACACACGGCUACAUAUGUUUGGAUGGACACCACGUGGCGUCUUUUUCCGUGAUGUCUGUUUAGUUCAGUAUGAGUGGCAUUGACCGAUCCAUUCGUGUCGUUUUGCCCGAGUGUGGGAGGGGAGAGAGAGGAGAGGGAUGGGGACGGUGUUCAUCGGUCGUGGCCUGCGUACGAUAAACGAUGUCAUGGCGUUUUGUACGUGGGAUGGCGAACGUGUGUGAAUGUCUCGUCUCGUCUUAAAUCGGUCGGGUGCUUUCGCCUCACCCUUCGUGUUUGCCACAAUGCAAGUGUCGUGGCCAGGUGACCGACCGGUCACAGAUGGCAUGGACGUGUCGCAGCAGACACACGAGGGAGGUUCUGCCAAUUCGUUGCUAACUUCGCUGUUGCCUUUCCUUUUGCCGCACGUCUGCAUGUGGAUGUGACGUGAUGGCCAUCUCAUCCCCCUCCCUCCCUCCCUCCCUCGCAGACACACCUGUGGUGCAUGUUGCUGUUGAAUGGACAUGCAUAUUGAUAUUGAUGUUGAUGUAUUGGCGAACUGGGCUGGGCUCGAUCAGUUUGUUGUCAUGCGUAUGUGUCACAUGAGUGACAUUCCACACGGUCACGCGGACAUCAAGAUGACACGCGACGCGUAAACAACAGAGUCCAGGUGACCUGUCACCUGGCAAGAAAGCUUUGGUGCAUCCCUGCAGGCCCCCCC